UGACUGUCGUAUUGUCAUUUGAGCAUUUUGUCGAUUGGAAUCUUUGCAUGUACUAUUUCGUACGAUAUGUCUUCAUCCGAAUUUGCCAUCUACGGCACUCCUGCUUCCCGUAGAGUGAAGGAAGGUGUUCGACCAGCUUCUGCGAAUGCCGCGCGCGUUAGAUCAACUACUCCAAGCUCAAGCAGUACGCCACAUGCACCAAGGAUACGGGCAGGCCAGCGAGAUGAGCGUCCGUGGAUGCCAGUGCCCGGUAAACCAGCAGACAGAGGCUAUAUGACCUCCAAGAAUGUAUUGAGUCAGGACCAUAAGGAAAACAUUGUAUUUAUUCGUCCGUUUAGAAAGCCACAGCAUCAUGUCGUACCCGAGGGAGUGCCGCCGUUGCAGCUGGGAAAGUUGAAACGAAGCGACGACAUGGAACCAAUUGCUAUUACGGACUUUGAAUCGAAUCGUUCAUCACAUUUGAGUUGGGGUGUUCAUGAUCGGGAGGAGUGGAGAGCUUUGCCUUCUCAUCGACCUCCGGCUGAUGUUCCUCAGCUUAAUAUGAGCUCAUUGGGAAGAAGUGGUGAUGAUGAACAAAGAGCUGCAAUACCAUCAACUAAGCCACAAGUGCGAAGGGCUUGGGGUGAAGAGCCUCCUGUUGCUAACCAAGAAGUGAAGAAGCAACAUGUUGUUGACGACACUCUAGAUAAAGACACUACUGGUACUGUAGGACUGGAACCAUAUGUUCAAGAUGUGAGACACACAUUUUCUCGUUAUACUGGAGGCCGACAAGUGUCAAGAUUUCCUCGUACACGGCAUUCAUCUACUGUUGUCUCGGUUCCUGAGCUGGCAAUGUCAGACAGAGUGCGGUUCAAUGCUCGAGUUGUUACAUGCAAUGGUCGUGACGUUCAUCGAGAGCUGUGUGGGUUUUUCUUUGCUCAAGACAAUUCUCUCACUUUGUAUGAGUUUCGACAACUCAGUAGUCGGUCAUCUGCAUUGCCUCUAAUUCAGAGAAAUUCAUAUGUUCAUGCGAGAGGACCAAGAGUAGGACAACCGAUAACAUUGUCUGACAUUGAUAUGGGUGGGAGUCUUACCUUUGACACUUGUGAUCAGUUGUCGUUGCCAGCAUCAAUGAAGUGUCGACAAUAUGUUGAGUUUAAAGUAACAGAUGUUGAUGAUCUGGCUAAGCAGAGACUACUGCGAUAUAAUCGCAACAAAUAUGGAAGUCCAGCAGACAAUCUAAGACAGUCGACUGAAGUAGAAAACACUCUUACUACUUUAAUGUCAAGCAUUCGAUCUCAAUCACGGAAUCAGAUUAAACCAAGGGCGUGUCAUAUUUGGCUGACCUUGAUAAGGCGUUUGUCUCAUCUCAAUCGAUCCGAAGACGGUUUAGUUAAGUUAUCCGAAUUUCUACAGACACUCAAUAUGUAUCACAUUAGAAUUAAUGAAGAGGUUGUGAAAAGAUUGUGUUUAUUGUUGUAUGGUGACAGCACGGACUUAGUUGAUUACAAUGAGCUUCUUUAUUGCUGUUUGGGAAAGAUGAAUGAACGAAGACUCCAGUUAGUCAGAAAGGCUUUUAUCAAGAUGGAUGCACAUAAAUCAGGUUUUAUCUUACUCAGUGAGAUGAAGAAAUUUUUUAAUCCGAGAGGCCACCCUGAUGUGUUUAAUGGUCGUCGGACUGAAUAUGAUGUGAUUCAGGAGCUUUACUCUGCAGUAGCGGGACCAAAAAAGAAACAGGAGGAGCUGUCAUAUGCAGAGUUUGAAGCAUUUUAUGAGGGCAUCAGUAUGAACAUUGACGACGACGACACCUUCAUUGAUGUGAUGAAGAGAUGUUGGAAUGUAUAAUGAUACACAUGCAAGCCUAACUAGGUUACACGUUUAGUACUGCUUAUAUGCCACAAGUUACAACUAUUUGAUUGUAGUAUUCUGUCUGUAGAGCCUUUUGCCUUUUACUGUAAACGGAAUUUGACUAGUGAAUGAUAACUAACUACCAUUUUCGAGAUGAGAAACUAGAAAUAAUAAUACGUCAGUUUAGUC
Molecule: messenger RNA, 2016 nt
Organism: Corticium candelabrum
Lineage: Eukaryota; Metazoa; Porifera; Homoscleromorpha; Homosclerophorida; Plakinidae
Product: calcyphosin-2-like
Exons: 16
Coding region: 67-1824 (585 amino acids)
Molecular function (GO): calcium ion binding
Source: RefSeq, a predicted model, not a curated record